This is a messenger RNA of Phalaenopsis equestris, 1465 nucleotides long. RefSeq names its product mitochondrial uncoupling protein 1-like. NCBI's taxonomy places the organism in Eukaryota, Viridiplantae, Streptophyta, Magnoliopsida, Asparagales, Orchidaceae. The coding region runs from base 253 to 1161 and encodes 302 amino acids. The record is from RefSeq and is a predicted model, not a curated record. Gene Ontology annotation, cellular component: mitochondrial membrane. Gene Ontology annotation, molecular function: oxidative phosphorylation uncoupler activity. Gene Ontology annotation, biological process: mitochondrial transport; mitochondrial transmembrane transport. The transcript is spliced from 9 exons.
UAGUCGUGGCAGCAUAAAAUGCGAGGAGGUGAGGAGGAGAGCAGCAAAUGAUUUAUAAAAAGAGGAGGACGCACACGAGGCCUCACAGUUCACCGAAUCCAAGGCAUAAACAGCUAAAAUUAACAACUUCAAUCGGAGGAAGCGUCAACCAUCCUUGGGAUUCUUUCCAGACGAUGAUCGCAGCUGAUUCUUUCUAGAGUUGAAUCGCGUUCGCAUUCCCCAUUCUACGCUGAGAGCCGGCGAAGGCGAGCCAUGGUCGACCACGCCGUCAGAUCUGAGAUCUCGUUCCCUGGAAGGUUCGCGAUUAGUGCGAUCGCCGCCUGUUUCGCAGAGCUUUGUACCAUUCCUUUGGACACAACAAAAGUCAGGCUUCAGCUCCAAAAGAAAGCGAUUACAGUAGAUGCAAUUGCUGCACCUCAAUACAGGGGAAUGCUUGGAACUGUUGCCACAAUUGCUAGGGAAGAAGGCUUGGCGGCACUUUGGAAAGGCAUCAUUCCUGGUCUUCAUCGUCAAUUUCUGUAUGGAGGGUUACGGAUUGGGUUGUAUGAGCCGGUCAAAUCCUUUUAUGUUGGAGAUUAUUAUGUUGGGGAUAUUUCUCUAUCCAAGAAAAUACUUGCUGGCCUUACAACAGGUUAUUGCGCCAUAGCAAUUGCGGUAGCAAAUCCCACUGACCUUGUGAAAGUUCGGCUUCAAGCUGAGGGAAAGCUUCCAGUUGGAGUAUCAAGAUGUUAUUCAGGAGCAUUGAAUGCCUAUUACACAAUAAUCAGGCAGGAAGGACUGGGGGCUCUUUGGACUGGGCUUGGUCCAAAUAUUGUACGAAAUGCAAUCAUAAAUGCUGCAGAGUUGGCUAGCUAUGAUCAUGUAAAGCAGACUAUAUUGAAAAUUCCCGGAUUUUCAGAUAAUGUGUUUACACAUCUUUUAGCUGGGUUGGGGGCUGGCCUUUUUGGAGUUUGUAUUGGUUCUCCUGUUGAUGUUGUGAAAUCAAGAAUGAUGGGUGAUUCAACGUACAAAAGCACACUAGAUUGCUUCAUUAGAACAUUGAAAACUGAGGGACCUUUAGCUUUCUACAAGGGGUUCUUUCCAAAUUUUGGUCGGCUUGGCUCGUGGAAUGUUAUAAUGUUUUUGACAUUGGAGCAGGUUAAAAAGUUCUUUACAAGAUAAAUAUCAACCCGAUGAAAACAUUUUAUUCUCAUAGAAUGAAUAAAGUUGGUGCAGCAAAGUACGGGAACACUCAUACAGCUCAAGCAAAAUACAGUAUCAUAUUUAUCACAUUGUUUAGUAUGUAAGGCAUAUAUGGAUGAUGUGUUGUACUAGUACUAAAAAAACUACAUGUUACUAGUUAUCCUGUGAAACACAAUUUGUUAUCCGAUAAUCAAAGUGAAAUUGGUAUGUUGCAAAUAGAAGGAUUCUUUAUGUAGAACAAAACGUGUAAAAUGUUGAAUACAUACCUCCCCAUUAAACUAAA